This is a messenger RNA of Penicillium samsonianum, 948 nucleotides long. RefSeq names its product NAD(P)-dependent oxidoreductase. Gene Ontology annotation, molecular function: oxidoreductase activity, acting on the CH-OH group of donors, NAD or NADP as acceptor; NAD binding; NADP binding. The record is from RefSeq and is a predicted model, not a curated record. The coding region runs from base 1 to 948 and encodes 315 amino acids. NCBI's taxonomy places the organism in Eukaryota, Fungi, Ascomycota, Eurotiomycetes, Eurotiales, Aspergillaceae. The transcript has 4 exons.
AUGACAUCACCCACAAGAGUUGGCUGGUAUGGCCUCGGAUCGAUGGGGCUAGGAAUGUCCCUCAAUCUCCAAAAAUACCUCAAGAGCAACAAUUUGUCGCCACUUCGUUACAGCAACCGUACUUUGUCAAAGGGUGAUCUGCUUCGUGAUGAAGGAGCCACACCUGAAGAGAAGUUCGAAGAUCUCGUCCAAAAUUCGGAUAUAAUCUUUACAAUGAUCUCCAUUGACGAAGUGCUAAUUGAGCUAUUUAACAAGGCCUUGAUCGCAGGCGAUUCAUUGAAAGGCAAAGUCUUUGUAGACACUUCUACUAUUCAUCCAGACACGUCAGAAUGGGCCACAUCACGCCUCAGUGAAUAUGGGGCAGCAUUCAUAGCUGCCCCAGUGUUUGGCGCUAGCGCUAUGGCGGCCGCUGGGAAGCUCAUCUUCGCGGUAGCCGGACCUGCUAAGGCAGUUGAGACAAUCAGACCUCUCAUCCUGAACAUCAUGGGACGCAGCAUCAUCGAUAUGGGAGAAGACGUGCGAAAGUCCAGCCUUCUCAAGAUCUCUGGGAAUAUCCUCGUUAUCAGCUUCAUGGAAGUGAUUGCUGAAGCGCAAGUAUUUGCCGAAGUUACGGGGAUUGGCAAUCAACAGCUGGAGGAAUUUAUUGGCAAUAUGUUUGGUCCCGUGCUCGAAAGCUACUCAAAACGUAUCACUACUGGCGCGUAUGCACCGCCGCUGGACACGUCUCCCGGGUUUCAAGCAGCCCUUGCAAGCAAAGACAUGAAACACGCUCUCUCCAUCGCUACCAGUCAUUCAACUCGUCUUCCAACGCUUGAAAUUGCAUCAAAUCGUCUUAACUCAGCACGAGAAUAUGCCGGUGAGUGCUUGGAUAGUUCAGCUAUUUAUGGAACAGGGCGAAUGGAAGCGGGCCUGUCUUUUUGGAGUGAAAACAGCCGACAAGGAAACUGA